Messenger RNA from Phalaenopsis equestris, 3869 nucleotides. RefSeq names its product pentatricopeptide repeat-containing protein At5g57250, mitochondrial. NCBI's taxonomy places the organism in Eukaryota, Viridiplantae, Streptophyta, Magnoliopsida, Asparagales, Orchidaceae. Gene Ontology annotation, molecular function: protein binding. Bases 64 to 3441 code for a protein of 1125 amino acids. The transcript is spliced from 2 exons. The record is from RefSeq and is a predicted model, not a curated record.
AUACAAUAUUUUUUCGUGGAGAAGCCCGCCGACUUGAAGGCCCUUAGGACGACAUGGAGCACGAUGAUCGGCACGUUUAGUCCAUAUCUCUUGUAUAAUUGUAUUCCCCCGCCUCUUCAGGUCACGCUUCUCAUGAUUUUUCCUCGACAAAUUUUCUCAACUAAGCCUUUUACUUCGUCUUCUUCCCCAUCUCCUCCCCCUUUUGGAAGUCCACAAACCCUUCUCAAGAGCUGCAUCAUUCCCUGCGUCCGAUCCCUUAACCUAUUCCUCUCCUUUCUCCUAAGAAGCCGAAAGUUUACUCUUCUUCUCGAGACAUUCUCUCAAUUCUCCUCCAACUCCAUUCAGAUCGAUUCUAAAACUCAUUUCUUGAUCACCCGCGCUCUCCUCAAAUCCCGCCGCUUCGAAGAGGCGCUGCAGUUCAUUUACCCCGCUGACAAUUACAAUUUUGUCGUGAAAAAGAGCUUAUGGGAUUCUCUGAUCCGCGAACUUUGCGUCGCGGGAGGCGACCCAGAGAGGUCAUUGUCUCUGUUGCACGAAUGCAUGCGAAAUCGAGGUAUUUUGCCCGCACUCAUAACUUUCCGCUCCUUGGUUUUAUCAUUCAGCUCACAGGGUAGGAUGGAGAAGGCCAUCGAAGCGCUGGAAAUAAUGACUUCUGAGGAAGUCGGAUACCCUUAUGAUAAUUUUGUCUGCAGUUCGAUAAUCUCUGGGUUUUCUAGGAUCGGGAAGUCCGAGCUUGGUUUAGGGUUCUACGAGAGAGUACAAAAGAGCCUAACUUUUCAGCCUAAUUUGAUGACUUAUACGGCUGUGGUAGAUGCAUUAUGCAGAGUAGGAAGAAUUGAUGAAGCUUCCGUUGCUGUUCAGAAGAUGGAGAAGGAUGGUAUAGUUUUAGAUGCUGUUCUUUAUACUAGCUGGAUCUGUGGAUAUUUCCGAAAAGGGCUGUUGAUGGAAGCUUUUAGGAAACAUAGGUUGAUGUCUGAAAAUGGAAUAUUACCGGAUUUGAUCAGCUAUACUUCUGUCAUUGAUGGCUUGUGUAAGGAAGGACAUUUAGAAAAGGUGAUUGGAUUGCUAAAAUAUAUGGAGAAGAGCAGGUUGAAACCAAAUUUGAUUACAUAUACAUGUAUUAUAAGAGGUUUCUGCAAGAGAUACAAGAUGGAGGAUGCAUUCUUCAUUUUCAGGAAAAUGGAAGAAUUGAAUAUUGUUGCAGAUGAGUUUGUCUAUUCAGUUUUGAUUGAUGGGUUUUGUGUUAUUGGGAAAUUAGAUGAAGUUUUUGAAUUACUAGAAGAAAUGGGCAGAAAGGGGAUUAAAGCGACUGCUAUGACAUACAAUACAGUGGUCAAUGGCUUGUGUAAAGCUGGAAAAACGUGCAAGGCAGAUGAGAUAUCUAGAAACUGUGUUGGUGAUAAUUUUACAUAUAGCACCCUGUUGCAUGGUUAUAUGAUGGAAAAGGAUGCACGAGGAGUGUCUGACACAAAGAAGAGAUUGGAGCAGGCUGGAAUUUCUUAUGAUGUAGUUACAGUCAAUAUACUCAUUAAAGCUCUCUUCAUUUCAGGCAUGGUUGAUGAUGCUUGUUCUCUUUUCCAAGAAAUGCGAGAUAAAUAUCUUAUUGCAGAUUCCUCUAUGUAUUGCACAAUGGUGGAUUGUUACUGUAAACAUGGAAUGUCUGGCAGGGCGGUUGAGGUAUUUAUGGAUUACAAAAGUACUCCUGCAUUUGUAAACGAUGCAUGUCAUAACUGUAUGAUUGUGGAACUUUGCAAAGAAGAAAAGUUAGAAAUGGCAACAGAACUGUUUCUGGAACUAUGUCAAAAAAAUUUUGUUGCAGAUACUAUUACUUAUAGAAAGUUGAUGAAGGCCAAAUUUGAAGAUGGUAAUUGGGAGGCAGUUCUGAAAUUGAUCUCAAGGGUUGAAAGGUGUAAUUCUGAAAUACUGUCUUCCAUAUGCAAUGAUUCUGUUUCUUUCUUAUGCAAUAGGCAGUGUUUUCCAGCUGCAUUGGAAGUUUACAUCUUGAUGAGAUUGAAAGGUUUGACAGUUUGGAGUAAAUCAUACUAUAUUCUCCUGAAGAACCUUAUAAAUAGUGGAAAUGGUUUGAUCAUUGAACUGAUUUUCUGUGACUAUAUAAAGGCCUGCGGGGUUUUUGAGCCUCGGAUAGUAAACAUUAUCUGUCUUUACCUUUGCAAAAAGAAUGUGGAAGAAGCGAUUCGUUUUUUACCCAGCUUGAGCAAAAGAAAUAUAUCUCUUAGUGUUAUGACGGUAGUUGUCAAUACUUUGAAGGAAAAGGGCAGAGUUGAAAAUGCACUUAAUUUUCUUUUGGAAGCAAAAGAAAGCAGCGUUGCUGCAGAUGUAGUAGUAUAUUCUAUCAUUGUGGAUGGACUUUGCAAGGCAGGCUCUCCUGAGAAGGCUUUAGAUAUUUGUUCAAGAAUGAGAAAGAAGGGUAUAUCUGCAAAUAUUGUUACCUACAACUCAGUGAUUCAUGGUCUGUGUCGUGAGGGAUGUUUAGUUGAGGCAUUCAGGAUUUUCGAUUCUCUAGAGUGCAAUGGUUUUUUUCCUACGGUUGUUACUUAUGCCACUCUUAUAGGUGCUUUAGCUGAAGAAGGUUUCCUUCAAGAUGCAAAGGAGUUGCUAGGAAGAAUGGCUGUUAAAGGCAUCUCUCCUAAUAUUCACAUUUUCAACUUGCUUAUAAAUGGAUAUUGCAGAUUUGGUCUUUUAGAGGAAGGCAUGCAAUUAUUCAAAGAUUUGACAGUGUUCUCCUUGGAACCAGAUGACCUCACUAUAAGUUCUCUUAUAUAUGGCUACUGCAUCAAAGGUGAUAUGCAAGCUGGCCUGGAUUUCUACAAUAUGUACAGAGUGAAAGGAUAUUCACCUGAUUUUUUUGGUUUUUUAAAUUUGAUUAAAGGACUUUCUGCCAAGGGAAGAAUGGAGGAAGCAAGAAGCAUUAUCAGAGACAUGCUGCAACAUAGAGAGUCUGUAGACCUCAUAAACCAAGCCGGUGAUGGUUUGAAUUUUGAAUCUUUAGCAACUGAUGUUAAGCUUGCGUGUGAAGAGGGACGAAUUAGAGAAGUCAUUAAUAUUUUAGCUGAUGUAGGUUCCAAGUUUUGCAAUUCACCGUGGUCUAAAAACUGCAAUAGAAUUAAGCAGUCCAUAGAAGCUUUCUGUACAGAUACUAAGAAAAAAGUUUGCACCGGUGGAGGCCUAACAAUGCCUGCGGCUGCCAGAAAUAUUUUGCAAUUUGGAGAAGAUGGCAUUACAGAGGGAAAACCAGUGUUUUGCAAGAACAAGAUUUCCAAUUCUGUGAUGAAUGAGUAUGAAAUUUUGUGUCAGAGCUCUCUCAAGUAUGACUUUGAGGCUUACUACUCUAUGAUUGCAACACUCUGUUCAAAAGGUGAGUUGCAAAAGGCCAAUGAUAUAGUCAAAGCAACUAUUCUGAAUUUAGGAAAGGAGCAUUAAGUCAGCUCUUUUGUAAAUUGGUUUUUAGGGCAAACACAUGUCAAAUUAGUUUGAUUUUCCACGGGCAUCAAACACUCAAGUUUUAUAAAGGGACAUGGAUUGGACACGUCAAUAUAUAUAUUAGUCCUGUUAAAGGUAAGUUGGGCUCUCUCAUAAGCAUUCAUGUAAGAUAAGAUUAUUUUUCCUCACACAUCUCUCGGGAGGUUGUCGUGACUAAACUAACUAGAGCACGUCAACUUGAUGCACUACAAAGUGAAGACCGUGUCUUAAUUUGAUUUGUUUGGAACUGUGGGUCUUAACAUCUCAAUGCUAUAAAUUAGUUCAUUUUGAUGCAAUGUCAUCUAUGUUGGUUUGUUGUAUGUUGUCAUUGUUGGGUUCCAAGUCCUGGAUGUGAAAAAUGGAGAGUCUUGUUAGAUUGUCAACGACUA